Molecule: messenger RNA, 1326 nt
Organism: Anopheles cruzii
Lineage: Eukaryota; Metazoa; Arthropoda; Insecta; Diptera; Culicidae
Product: 37 kDa salivary gland allergen Aed a 2-like
Exons: 4
Coding region: 1-1098 (365 amino acids)
Molecular function (GO): odorant binding
Source: RefSeq, a predicted model, not a curated record
AUGCAAAGUGCAGUGCGACUGUCACAGCAUGGCCCCGCCGCGCUGCUGCUGUUGGCACUGAUAAGCUCAACGGCUGCUGCUGCUGGUGAUCGUGCAGGGAACACGGGGCAAACAGACGACGACGACGAUGGCAAUGCACUCUCACCGGAUGAUACGCUGUUUGCGCAUUUGCGAUGCUUCGAACGGUUUGCUAGCACGCAUCGGAGUGACCGUGAAAGUGAUGCUUCCGACUGGCUGGAGACCUCCGAGAACUACACGCGAAAAACUGACCGUUCACCAAACUUCCUGAAGUGUGUCCUCGCCAAGCAACAGCUUUAUGACCCACAGCGACGCGAGUUUAAUACGAGAAUACUCAUGCAGCAGUAUCAGCGGUACGGUUUGUGGAUGAACCUUAGCCAACAGUCUCUACGGGCGAUCAUCAACAUCACGGGGAGCAUUGUUAUUGCUGACGCCUCAUCCGAGGGGGUUUAUGCUGCGUUUGAAUCGAUCUUCCGUAAUCAUUCACAUUCGUACUUUCAACUGUUUCUACGCGAUCCGAUAGUGCUGGACCGAAUCUACCAGAAUAAGUCAUGGAAUGGAAAGAAACCAAACCAAACGGUGAUCGAGUUCUGUGAGAUGCACAUGAGCGAAGAUCUGUGGAAGGAAAUCUGUCUCAUACGCAACUAUCAGAUCAGCAACCGAACCACGGCUAUGGAGGCGCACAUCGAUUGUGUCUUUAAAGAAUUUCGCUACAUCACCGUUGCGGGCUCGAUCAAUGAAAACGAAAUACUUCGUGACUUUCGGCUUGUCUCCGCGCUAACGGAAUCAGCAAAAACUCACGUUCAUAUGUGCGUCGAGGAGUCCUCCAGUGAAGGUGCAAUCCGCCAGCGCAGCCUUCGCAUGUACCGUUGUUUGCUGAGUGGUGCUGACAUCAGCCGUAGCUUUAUGGAAGCGUUCGAUUUUCGAGAAGUCCGUUCCGGCAAUUUGAGCUACAUUCUGCGCAAUCUGCCCUACGACAGGGACCAGGUGAAUGCCGAGAUCUUGGCGUUGGAUAGAGAACGAUGUGACGAUCAGCAAAGAUCGAUCAGCCGGGCGCAAAAAUCUACAACGCUCCGUUAAGCCCCACUAGUUGAAGCUAGCCCGAGUGCAACAGUGACCACUAGUGACGAUCUUUGCAAAUCCUGAAUUCCGGGACAGGUGUUACCGGUGCAUAGCGACGCUCGUUCACCCGCUCGAGUAAUAAAAAUCUCACUUCAGUUGAUCGUAACUACGCAGCUGUCUCGACGCGAGGAACUGCCGGCCACACACUGCCUGGCCGAAGCCGGAUGCCCGUAACCUUCACGCCGA